Drosophila elegans is the source of this 767-nucleotide messenger RNA. RefSeq lists its product as uncharacterized. The transcript is spliced from 3 exons. Gene Ontology annotation, biological process: GPI anchor biosynthetic process. The coding region runs from base 25 to 690 and encodes 221 amino acids. Gene Ontology annotation, cellular component: glycosylphosphatidylinositol-N-acetylglucosaminyltransferase (GPI-GnT) complex. The record is from RefSeq and is a predicted model, not a curated record. NCBI's taxonomy places the organism in Eukaryota, Metazoa, Arthropoda, Insecta, Diptera, Drosophilidae.
CAAAAACGUAAAUAAGAAAAAGAAAUGGAACCUCAAGUCACGAUCCACAGAUAUUACAGCCGGCAAGCCAAGUACUCCGGAUCUGCUGAUGCGGACUUGGAACUCUGCAUCAAGCACUGUGACGGUGACGUGGUCAGAAUCGAAUUAGUGAACCGGCUCCAUGGAAUCCAACUGCAGCGCAAAAUACGCCGGUUGCUGCUGCUCGUCUUCUUGGCCAUCGCCUAUUUUGCCGGAGUAUGUGGCUUUGGGAGCAGAAACCUCGGCAUGCUGCAGCCCCGGAUCCUGUACCCGCUGGUUACUUGUGUUUCCGUGGCCGUCCUGAUGAUCCGAGCCACCCUCAACUUGGUGCAGGCAGAACGAUUGUUCUACAGCUGGGACAUGGCUCUACAGACGGAGACGGUGCGAUCCUUCGGCAGGGAAUCUGUGCUGUGCAUCCAGCGAGGACACAUACAGGAUAUUGUGCUCAACGAAGUCAUUGAAGAUUUAGAUGUGAAGUAUAUGCUGAUAUUAAGAACGAAAGGAAGCCAGUUCAAGACACGGCCCAUCGUACCCCUAUUUAAUAGCCAAUCUCCCUCGUUUGAGUGUCUGCAACACUUAUAUCGGGUCCUGCACGGAUAUUGGCUGAACACUGCAAAGGAUCGAUCGGAGCAGUCCUACAGCAAGGACAAACAAUACUUAGUGAAGUCGUAGUCUUUCACCGUGUUGCAAAACUGUUUGUAAACAAUGUGUUCAUUAAAAAUGGAGGCUGUUAGUCAUAUUAGAACAAA